AUGAAACUCCACGUGGUGUUGUAUGAGGCUAGGAGGGUGCUUCAGACCUGGGCUCCCCAGAUGAAAAAUUUGAGGCUGGGGCUAGUGCCAGGUCACUCGUGUGUCAGGUUGGGGAUGAUGUUGCUUUUGGGGAUAAUUUUUCUCCCGAGCAUACGCUGUGACAUGGCUUCAGUAUAUUACUCUUCCUAUGAAAUAGUCAUCCCAAAGCGGCUGAUGGUCAGGGGAAGUGAAGACUCAGUGGAAAAGGCAACCUAUUUGCUACUUGUGCAAGGCCAGAAGCACUUGGUUCACCUGAAGGUGAAGAGAAGCCAUUUUGUGAAUAACUUUCCAAUCUACAGUUACCACAAUGGCAUACUGGGGCAAGAAUCGCCUUUCAUCUCACAUGACUGCCACUAUGAAGGCUACAUAGAAGGAGUGUCAGGUUCUUUCGUUUCUGUCAACACCUGUGCAGGUCUCAGGGGCAUCCUGAUUAAGGAGGAAAAAUCUUACAGCAUUGAGCCCGUGGACUCUUCAAGACGGUUUGAACAUGUGUUAUACACCAUGGCACAUGAAGCGCGAGUCUCCUGUGGUGUCACUUCCAGAGACAGCCAUGUGGUGUCCACUAGCUGGCAACAAGGGAGCAGGAAGCCUCAUGAUCUACAGGCGCUGUCCUACUUGUGGUCACACACCAAGUACGUGGAGAUGUUUGUCGUGGUCAACAACCAGCGGUUCCAGAUGUGGGGCAGUAACAUCAAUGAGACGGUCCAGAGAGUAGUGGAUGUCAUUGCUCUGGCCGACAGCUUCACUAGGGGAAUAAACACAGAGGUGGUGCUGGCCGGAAUGGAGAUUUGGACCGAGGGGGACCUAAUAGAUGUCGCAGUGGACUUGCAAAUCACACUCAGGAAUUUCAAUCGCUGGAGACGAGAGAUGCUCUUCCGUCGUGCGAAGCACGAUGUUGCCCACAUGAUCGUCGGGCAUCAUCCUGGACAGAAUAUGGGCCAGGCCUUUCUCAGUGGUGCCUGCUCAAGCGGUUUUGCGGCAGCUGUUGAAUCCUUCCAUCAUGAAGAUGUGCUGUUGUUUGCAGCCCUGAUGGUCCAUGAGCUCGGGCACAACCUGGGUAUUCAGCACGACCACUCGGCCUGCUUUUGCAAAGAGAAGCACUUUUGCCUCAUGCAUGAAAAUAUCACAAAAGAAAGUGGCUUCAGCAACUGCAGCUCUGACUACUUCCACCAGUUCCUUCGAGAACACAAAGGGGCCUGCCUAUUUAACAAGCCAUGGCCCAGGGGCCGCAAGCGUAGGGAUUCUGCCUGUGGAAAUGGCGUGGUGGAGGACACGGAGCAGUGUGACUGUGGUUCUCUAUGUCAGCGUCACCCAUGUUGUGAUGAAAACUGUAUACUGAAGGCGAAAGCAGAGUGCAGUGAUGGUCUAUGUUGUCAUAACUGUAAAUUUCAACCUAAGGGAUAUUCUUGCCGUCCUUCUAGUGAUUCCUGCGACCUCCCAGAAUUUUGCAAUGGUACAUCUGCAGUAUGCCCUGACAACAGGCAUAAGAAAGAUGGCUCAAAAUGUCAUAAAAUUUACCAGUGCAUUAAAGGUAAUUGUAUGGACCCUAACAAUCAGUGCAAACAAGUAUUUGGAUAUGGUGCAAAAUCAGCCUCACAAGAGUGUUACAAUUCAAUGAACAGCAAAGGGGACCGAUUUGGAAACUGUGGCAUUCCUACCAGUCCUGGGUCACAAUAUGUUCGGUGUUCAGAUGGUAAUACAUUUUGUGGGAAACUUAUAUGUUCAGGUUUUACAGGCUUACCAAAAAUCAAUCUCCAACAUACAAUGAUUCAGGUCCCUCGGGGAGAUGACUCAUGUUGGAGCAUGGAUGCCUAUACAAGUACUGACAUUCCUGAUGAAGGAGAUGUGCACAAUGGCACUUACUGUGCACCAAAUAAAGUCUGCCUAAAUUCCGCCUGCACAGAUAAAACCCUAGUGAUGUCUCCCUGCAACCCAGAAAAAACGUGUAAUGGGAACGGAGUUUGUAAUGAUUUAGGGCACUGCCACUGUAAUGAAGGGCGCCCCCCCGACUGUGUUACUGCAGGAAGUGGAGGUAGUGUGGACAGUGGCCCUCCCGGUAAGCCAGGUGGGACACCUUCAGGAGGUGAAAAUCAAAAGAUACCUAGUUCCAAACAUGAAGAACGUGCUGUAGACAUGAUAAUAUUAUCAUUCAUUAUACUUUUUAUAAUACUAUUAUUAAGUGUAAUUAUUUGCUUGAUCUGCUUGCUUAAAAAAUCACCAGAGGCUGCCCCAGCAGAAGCUCCUCCAGCAGUGCCUCCACCACCAGCCCCAGAAAUAAAGCCAGAGGCAGCAGAAGUGGCCCCACAAGAAAAAGAAGAAAAAGAAGAGGAGAAUGAAGAAGAAGAAGAGGAGAAGGAAGAAGAAGAAGAAAAGGAGGAGGAAGCAUCAGAUUCUUAA
Molecule: messenger RNA, 2436 nt
Organism: Rhinopithecus roxellana (golden snub-nosed monkey)
Lineage: Eukaryota; Metazoa; Chordata; Mammalia; Primates; Cercopithecidae
Product: disintegrin and metalloproteinase domain-containing protein 1-like
Biological process (GO): male gonad development; proteolysis; binding of sperm to zona pellucida
Cellular component (GO): external side of plasma membrane; sperm head plasma membrane; plasma membrane
Molecular function (GO): metalloendopeptidase activity
Source: RefSeq, a predicted model, not a curated record